Bombyx mori (domestic silkworm) is the source of this 1283-nucleotide messenger RNA. RefSeq names its product cytochrome c1 (gene Cyt-c1). The record is from RefSeq and is marked provisional. Gene Ontology annotation, biological process: mitochondrial electron transport, ubiquinol to cytochrome c. Gene Ontology annotation, molecular function: electron transfer activity; heme binding. Lineage: Eukaryota; Metazoa; Arthropoda; Insecta; Lepidoptera; Bombycidae.
UUUCAAACAUGGCGGCCACCGUCGGUAGGAUUUGUGGGGCACGUCUUUUGAAAAAAUAUGGUCUAGUUUGGCCUCAGGCUUGUCAGCUGUCCACCAACACUCAAGGAUGGACAAAAAACAGAAAAGUGUGGCUGUCCACUUUGGGAGUGGUAGGUGGAGGUGUUGGAGCUCUACUUUUUGCACUUGAGCAGUCUGUGCAGGCAUCAGGCUCUGAAGCUCACCCACCUCACAACCCUUGGAAUCACAGUGGCUGGUUCAGCUCCCUGGACCACGCUAGUGUCCGUCGGGGUUAUGAAGUUUACAAACAAGUCUGCAAGGCAUGCCACUCUUUGCAGUAUAUUGCCUUCAGAAAUUUGGUCAAUGUCACCCAUACUGAAGACGAGGCUAAGGCUGAAGCUGCUGAGGUGAUGAUUAAAGAUGGUCCUGAUGAGGAGGGCAACUACUUUGAAAGGCCUGGUAAACUUUCUGACUACCUGCCGUCUCCAUACCCCAAUGAAAAUGCGGCUCGUGCUGCAAACAAUGGUGCUUACCCACCGGACUUGUCUCUGAUCUGCUCGGGACGUAAGGGCGGCGAAGAUUACAUCUUCGCGCUACUGACUGGUUACAUGGAACCUCCUGCUGGUGUAGUGCUACGUGAGGGACAGAACUACAAUCCAUACUUCCCAGGAGGUGCCAUCUCUAUGGCGCAAGUUCUAUUUGACGAAGCAGCUGAGUACAGUGACGGCACGCCGGCGACUGCGUCACAGCUCGCCAAGGAUGUUGCGACUUUCUUGAAAUGGUGCUCAGAACCCGAACUGGACGACCGUCGGCAGAUGACCAUCAAAGCUAUCGGCAUGUUCUCCAUGCUUGCCGCCGUUGUCUACUACUACAAGCGGCACAAGUGGUCCACGCUCAAGUCUAGAAAGCUCGCCUACAAGCCCGUUUCUAAGAAAUAAACGCCAACAACUUACAAGUAGCAAAACAAAUGUUUUAGACAAUUUUUUUUUUUUCUAUAGGCACAGUAACAUGUUAAUUGUUUAUAAUUAAAUUAAUUUAUUUUAUCUACCAUCGCGUGUUUACUUUGUUACACGGGGUGGCUUGCUGUGACUUUGUUACCAUGCGUGGUCCCGUAGACGCGAAACCGUAUUAUCUUAUGUAAUUAUGUUUAUAGCAUUUUGCCACUGCGAAGCCGUGGCACAGUCAAAUUGUAAUGUUAGGUGAUCUGUCGGUAACUGUGCUUGUGAUUUUCCAUGAAAGCUCUUACUGUGAAUCAGUGUACAGUUGAAUAAAUGUGUUAAAAUCUA